Molecule: messenger RNA, 1438 nt
Organism: Cricetulus griseus (Chinese hamster)
Lineage: Eukaryota; Metazoa; Chordata; Mammalia; Rodentia; Cricetidae
Source: RefSeq, a predicted model, not a curated record
AUUGGCGGCGGAACUGAGGAACGCUGUCACCCGAGAGUGGGCGGACACAGACCGGAGGCCGGACACUGUGGGCCAGGAAGGACCGCCCCUUCCGGUGUCCCGGUUGCGUUCGCCGCUUGGGCUCAUGGCUGCUCUGGGUCGGCAGGUUUGUGACUGGCACCGUCUAACGGGCCUCUCCUGGGCCUGUUUGUCUAGGCAGACUUCUCAUCUCAGAGAACGGAAAAGGAUGAGUCCUGCCUUGUUCUGCAAACUGACCACAGUACCCAGUGGAGAGAGCCUUCGAGAGUCGUCCUGUGUUAGACCCCAAAAGUAUGUGCUGGCACCAGAGCACAGGACACAUCUUGUUCAGUGUCUUCAUGAGGAUCGGGGGACGAGUGUGGAGCCCAAGUCCUUGGAGUUUGAAAAGGUCACCAGUUCCCUCCAGGACAUGGGUUUCGAUGAAGCCCAUGUUAACAGUUUGCUCAGCCUACAGCCAAGUGUCCAUCCUCAACAGUUGCUGGACAUAAUUUCAGAAUUUCUACUCUUAGGGUUGCACCCAGAACCUGUAUUUGUGGCCGUGACGAAAAGUCCACAGUUACUGAAACUGUCCACGAUGCAGAUGAAGAGGCGUUCCAGUUACCUGCGGAAGCUUGGGCUUGGAGAAGGCAAACUAAAGAGAGUGCUUCAUGGUUGCCCUGAGGUUUUUACCAUGCGUCAGCGGGACAUUGACAAUGUGGUGAAGGUCCUCAAGGAGAAGUGUUUAUUCACAGUACAGCAAAUCACCGAACUUUUGCACAGGUGCCCGGGUGUUUUUCAGGAGGACCCCAGCGAACUAGAAUACAAAUUCCAGUAUGCAUAUUUUCGGAUGGGACUUAAGCAUCUGGACAUAGUCAGGAGUGAUUUCUUCCAGUAUUCAGUAACCAAGAUCAAGCAGAGGCACAUGUACUUGGAGCGCCUUGGACGGUACCAAACCCCUGAUAAGAAGGGGCAGACACAGAUCCCUAACCCUUUACUAAAGGACAUUCUCAGAGUUUCUGAAGAGGAGUUUUUGGCCAGGACAGCGUGUUCCUCUGCUGAGGAGUUUGGAGUUUUUAAAAAGCUCCUGGAUCGAGAAGAGGAGGAAUCCAAGAGCCAUGCAUCAGAAGGAGGAGAAGGAGAAGAGGAGGAGGAGGAGGAGGAGGAGGAGGAGGAGGAGGAGGAGCUGCUGUGAUGGAGGACUGGGAUGAAAAGGGCCCAGAGAUGCCAGACAUCGUUCUGAUUCUCAAAGCUUUGGGGAGAUCACCUGGAUCUUCUCAAGCAUCUUUAAUACUAACUCUUGUUUUUUGAUGAAAAAAAAAAGUUGUGAUCCAUCAGAGAUGUAGGUUCAUCAAACCAAAUAGAGAAUGCUGUAUGGUCCGUUGGGUUCCUUGGGAGGCCUACUGAAUACUAAAUAAAUAAAGGACUGAGCAGUUAAAAUCCA